AUGAUCGAUACGUACAACUGCCGCUGGCCAGAUGGCAGCAUUGCACAAGGCGGCUACUCUACUGCCAUUCGCGCGCACAAGCAAUUUGUAUUUCCGAUCCCGGAAAGCAUUGAGUCUAAGCACGCAGCGCCCAUGCUGUGCGCAGGCCUGACGGUCUUCAGUCCUCUCUAUCGACACAAAGUUGGACCUGGUAGCCGCGUGGGAAUCGUAGGAAUCGGUGGCCUCGGUCAUUUCGGCAUUAUGUUUGCACGGGCCAUGGGUGCCGACGCCGUCGUUGCUAUUUCUCACACGGCCUCGAAGAGAGACGAUGCCCUCAAGAUGGGCGCGACAGACUUUGUCUUGAUGAAAGAAGAGCGUGAAUGGGCCGCGACAUUUCAAGAGAUGCCGUUAGAUCUCAUCUUGAUCACUGCUGCCUCGUCGGCCGUCGAGCUUACAGCCAUCGUAUCGUGCCUUAGAGUCGAAGGUCGACUGGUGUGCCUGGCGCUUCCCAAAGCGACAUGCAUCUUCCAUUGA
Messenger RNA from Malassezia globosa CBS 7966, 513 nucleotides. RefSeq lists its product as uncharacterized. The transcript has a single exon. The record is from RefSeq and is a predicted model, not a curated record. Gene Ontology annotation, molecular function: alcohol dehydrogenase (NADP+) activity. Gene Ontology annotation, biological process: alcohol metabolic process. Lineage: Eukaryota; Fungi; Basidiomycota; Malasseziomycetes; Malasseziales; Malasseziaceae. Bases 1 to 513 code for a protein of 170 amino acids.